CCAAAAGUGCGCAACUUCGGAGACGGGCUGGUGUCAUCAGCCAUGCCGCCGCCGCCGCAACAUCCUAAGAACCGCAGCCGCGGUCCAGCGGCGACCGGAGGGAACGGGCGCCCCCCGCGCCGGAUGGCGAGCCGGGACGCGGCGGAGCGUGCCGCGUUCUUCGCUCGGCGCGAGGCCGCUGCUGUGCUCCGGCGCGUGCUCCGCGGGGACGCCACCAGGCGGGCCGCAGGCUCCAUCAAGUCCCUCGUCUACUCGCCCACCGUCCGCAACAAGCGCGCCACCUUCGCGCUCGUCUGCCAGACCCUCAAGUAUCUUCCUAUUCUUAAGGAGGUUUUAGGAUCGAGUGGAGUACUAAACAGCAAAUGGAAGAGACAGGAGGAAUUAGUCAUUGUGACUGCCUAUGAUAUCCUCUUUGGUCAGGGAACUGCAGUUUCUGGAUCAGCUGAGCAGUUAAUUAUGACACACAAAGACACUCUUAGUAGUGCUCUUGAUAGAAUUUGUGCCAAAAAGAAAGUCAGCAGUGUUGAAGACUUGCUAGGCAAUAAAACACCAGUCAAACCAAAGCCCAGGUUUCUUCGUGUCAACACACUCAAGACCACUACCGAGUUUGUGGUUGAAGAAUUGAGCAAAAUACACAUGGUCGCUAAAGAUGAUAUGGUUCCAGAUAUGUUGGUUCUCCCGCCUGGAACUGAUUUGCAUAGCCAUCCAUUGGUCACAAAUGGAGAAGUAUUUUUGCAGGGCAAAGCUAGUUGUAUGGUAGCAGUCGCACUGUGCCCUAAGCCAGGUUGGAAGGUUCUUGAUGCGUGCGCGGCUCCAGGGAACAAAACAGUCCACCUUGCUGCCCUCAUGAAUGGACAAGGGGGUAUUAUAGCUUGUGAACUUAACAAAGAGAGGGCCAAGACAUUGCAACAUACUAUCAGAAGAUCUGGAGCAAAUAUUAUUUUUAUAGAUAUUCAAACAGUGAAUGGUGAUUUUCUGGAUAUAGAUAGCAACGAUCCAUCAUAUGCCGAGGUCCGUGCUAUUCUGUUGGACCCCUCUUGCUCUGGUUCUGGUAUAUCUACAGAGAGACUUGACUACUUGCUUCCUUCACAUUCUAGAGAUGAUCAGGACGAUGCGAGUACAAGCUCAAGGGUCCUGAAGCUCUCUGCUUUCCAGAAGAAAGCUCUCUCACAUGCUCUAUCAUUUCCCUCAGUGGAGAGGGUGGUCUACAGCACCUGCUCGAUCCACCAGGCAGAGAACGAGGAUGUCGUGAGCGCCGUCCUACCGUUAGCCACAUCACUUGGGUUCGAGCUUGCUACUCCAUUUCCCCAAUGGCACCGUCGUGGCCUUCCCGUCUUUGAAGGAUCUGAACAUUUGCUUCGAACGGACCCUGAGGAUGGCCUCGAGGGCUUCUUCGUUUCAUUGUUCGUCAGAAAAGCAGCGGGUGGUGAUGCAGAAGAACCUAAUGAAGAUGUUACCGUGGAAGCACGAAGGAAAGAAUCUAAUGAAGAUGUUGCAGUGGAAUCGCGAAAAAAACAAGCGCGUAGAAGGCGAAGCGGGGUCAGGGCGUUCAGCUCCUUGAGGCUGUCCAGGAUGAUCCUAUGCUCCAACGGGGGUUUCUGGUGAAGAAAAGAUGUUUUCGGAUCUUGCUUGUUUCGUAUUCAAUUUGCAACCGCUAGCUAGUUUUGAACUUUUUUCCGGACAAUUGGAUCCAUUUUUUGUAUGGAGAAGAAAAAAAUUGAUAACCGAGGCCAUGUUACAUACUCA
Molecule: messenger RNA, 1746 nt
Organism: Panicum hallii
Lineage: Eukaryota; Viridiplantae; Streptophyta; Magnoliopsida; Poales; Poaceae
Product: probable 28S rRNA (cytosine-C(5))-methyltransferase
Exons: 13
Coding region: 43-1605 (520 amino acids)
Biological process (GO): rRNA base methylation
Cellular component (GO): nucleolus
Molecular function (GO): methyltransferase activity
Source: RefSeq, a predicted model, not a curated record